This is a messenger RNA of Stylonychia lemnae, 186 nucleotides long. NCBI's taxonomy places the organism in Eukaryota, Ciliophora, Spirotrichea, Sporadotrichida, Oxytrichidae. The record is from the annotation of a GenBank genome assembly.
AUGGAAGUAUCUAUUUGGGUACCUCUGCAAAGAAAGUUAGUUUGCUAUUUGACACUGCCUAGGAUGUAAGACAUGCGCUGGAUCCAACUACAAUAUUGGUAGCUCUUCAAAUUACAAACAAGCUUCUACUAGGGCUAGCUAUCAUUUCUAUGGAACCUCGGGCUGGCUUGGAUAUAACUCGACUGA